AUGGCAACAGCAAGUCACCUUUUUGAGCCUCGAAUGCUGAUGCAAGUCGCCCAAUUCGAUCGAACGUACAUUUCGCAUCGGGAGGACAGUGGUUGUACGUUGCCGAUUCUGGACCCCUUGACUCUUCGCCAUGCACGUAAAAGUUUGAAGUGUCACACAAAUCCCCUUGUCCCAUCCUUGACCAGUCUAGUCGAGUCCGCAGUGGAGAUUAAUCUGGCACGCGCGAAAGAAGUGUGCUGGAGUUGGUUCGCUUUUGAGCCUGUAGAACGUAUCAGGUCUUGCCAGAGUCCUCGAAAGCCGCGGCAAUUCACGAGACAGUUCACUGCGCAGCAAAGCCCAGGAAAUACCACGAGCUCAGUGUAUAUCAUCAGAUGGGAUGAUGUCGAGACGUGGAAUACUGUUUUGCGAACGCCUUGUAUACUGAAGUGGCUCUUGCAGAAGAUCUUCACCAUGAGUACGUAUUGCAAGGGUAUUUCAAUCCCUGAGUGGAACACUACAUCCCGUGAGGCUUCCACAAGAGAUGCGGCAAAAAUGGUUGCUGGCUCGCGGGGAUUCCUGCUCAUUUUGGCAGCGGGGCAAAAUACCAAGGCUUCUCGUUUGUCCGGUCUUUGGAAGCUCAGAUUGCAGAAGAUAAUCAGUUUCUCCACUGGCCCAAAUAGCUGGGACAGACCACGAGAACGCUUAGUGGACCGUUCCAGGUUGCUGCGUCAUCAUGCGCGGCCAGAAAUUGUGCGUGCGUGCGUGUGUGCUCGACGCAAUGACCAGGCCAGCCGCAUAGCGCUGUCGGCACACGGUUUGGCUCUCCAGGUUGUAUGUGAGCGGGAGAGCACUGAGCAGCUCGUUUGCGAGGCGAGGUCAGGUCAGGUCAGAGUUCAUGGCGAAUCCAUAGCGCGCAGGUUCUUCGGUCGGGGAACGGUGGGCCCGGGGCCGUCCUUUCACCGUAGGUCGCGGAGCCAUACGCCACAUCCGCUAAAUUGUCUGCAUGCGAGCCGCGAUCAGGCGCACCGCGUGUGCAACAGACACAGCGAAGACGGCAAGCUUGUAGUGCGCUCUCGUCAUGCCAGCGGUGAUGAAGGCCAGGUUGUGCUUGUCGUACUCGGGGCACUGCCACGCCAUGCCAUGCCAUGCGCGUGGUUCGAUGCCGACGCCGAUAGUUCUCCGGACCUUUCGCCCGCUACUGUACAGGCGUGCUGCAUGCCGUGCCGGUCAUCAGCGCGAUUCAAGCCAAGACUGCAUGAGCAGGCCUGA
This is a messenger RNA of Pseudocercospora fijiensis CIRAD86, 1248 nucleotides long. RefSeq lists its product as uncharacterized. The transcript has 9 exons. NCBI's taxonomy places the organism in Eukaryota, Fungi, Ascomycota, Dothideomycetes, Mycosphaerellales, Mycosphaerellaceae. The coding region runs from base 1 to 1248 and encodes 415 amino acids. The record is from RefSeq and is a predicted model, not a curated record.